This is a messenger RNA of Limanda limanda (common dab), 2382 nucleotides long. RefSeq names its product protein disulfide-isomerase A3-like. The record is from RefSeq and is a predicted model, not a curated record. Gene Ontology annotation, cellular component: cell surface; endoplasmic reticulum. Bases 6 to 1493 code for a protein of 495 amino acids. Gene Ontology annotation, molecular function: protein disulfide isomerase activity. NCBI's taxonomy places the organism in Eukaryota, Metazoa, Chordata, Actinopteri, Pleuronectiformes, Pleuronectidae. The transcript is spliced from 13 exons. Gene Ontology annotation, biological process: protein folding; response to endoplasmic reticulum stress.
CCAACAUGGCGGCCGCGGUCCGGCUCCUUCCGGCUCUCUUGCUGUCGCUCCUGUCCUGUUUUCCCGCCACGGGUUUCCCGCGCAGGGACGUGCUCGAGCUCGGUGACGCGGACUUCGAUUACCUAGCAACGGAGCACGAGACCAUGCUGGUGACGUUCUACGCUCCAUGGUGUGGACACUGUAAGAAACUGGCUCCAGACUUUGAGAAAGCAGCGACAAAACUGAAGGGAAGCGUCCAGUUAGCCAAGGUGGACUGUACCGCUCACUCAGAGACCUGUGGUCGUUUCGGGAUCUCUGGUUAUCCUACUCUGAAGAUCUUCAGGAACGGGAGAGACUCCGCCCCCUACGACGGACCUCGCACUGCAGAUGGGAUCUAUCAGUCCAUGAAGAAGCAGACGGGUCCAGACUCGUUUCUCCUGAAGUCCACAGACGAGCUCCACAGUUUCGUCCAACACUACGACGCCAGCAUCAUCGGUGUGUUUUCAGGUGCAGGCGGCUCGGCUCGGGGGGAGUUUCUGAAAGCUGCCGCUCUGCUGAGGGAUCAGUUCAGAUUCGCUCACACGGCCGACGUGGCGCUCGGGGACGAGUACGGCGUUCAGUCCGACAGUGUGUUGCUGUUCCGACCUCCCCGACUCAGCAGUAAGUUCGAGGACAGCGUGGUGGUCUUCAGAGACCACCUGACCGUCGCCUCCCUGAGACGCUUCAUCAGAGACCACCUCUACGGACUGUGUCCUCACAUGACUCUGGAGAACAAAGAGCGCCUGAGAGUUCGCGACCUGCUGACGGCGUUCUACGACCUCGACUACCACCACAACACCAGAGGCUCCAACUACUGGAGGAACAGGGUGCUGAAGGUGGCGUCACAAUAUACUGGGCGGGGCCUGACCUUCUCGGUAGCCAAUAAGAAGGACUUCCUGUCCGAGCUGGAGGAGGACUUCGGUCUGGGAACGUCGGACGGGGGGGAACUUCCCUUCGUCACCAUCCGGUCCAAACUGGGUCACAAGUUCACCAUGAGGGAGGAGUUCACGAGAGACGGCCGGUCCCUGGAGAGAUUCUUAGACGAUUACUUCGCUGGUCGACUCAAACGUUACGUGAAGUCUGAGCCGGUCCCCGAGAGGAACGCAGCCGCUGUGAAGGUGGUUGUUGCUGAGACGUUUGAUGACAUCGUCAAUGAUCCAGAAAAAAAUGUUCUGAUCCAGUUUUACUCUCCAACAUGUCCACACUGCAAGAAACUGGAGCCGGUCUACAGAGAGCUGGCUGACACGAUCUUUUCUGAUAAAAACAUCGUCAUCGCCAAAAUGAACGCUGUUGAGAACGACGUCCCGCUGGGGUUCGACGUCCACGGGUAUCCAACCAUUUACUUUGCUGCGCUGGGUAAGAAGGACGAGCCGUUACGAUACGAGGGGGGUCGAGAGCUCAGAGACUUCCUGAAGUUCCUGAAGCGUGAGGCGAGUCCCAGCCCGGCGCCGAGCGGGUCGAAGGAAGAACUCUGACCUGUCCAUCCUCCGAUCUGACCUGACCGCUGUCGCCAUGACAACAAACACGUCGGGGGGGUCGAGACGCCUGGGGACAGCUGUGUCCAACACCUGUCCACUGUGAUGUCAUGUGACUGUCAGCUCCACCUGUUUGGAUCUGGAGCACGCUCAGUGUUCACGUGUGUUUUUGGUGAAUCUUGCAAAGCAUCUUGGGAAAUGUAGUGGACGCAUGAGUCAAGACAAUUUAUCAGCUGACAUUUUAAACAACAACCUUUUUACUGAAGAACCAAAAACUUUAUUUAUUGAACUGUUUGUUUUUUAUUUAUUUAAGUUUUGUACAAUAAAAUACUGAAUAAUACAGAUGAACUCAUAUUUAAACAAAUCUUAUUUUGAAAGUCUAAUUUCUGAAAUAAUUGUUGUGAUGGUAAUAAAAACAUUUUAAAUAUUUAAUUUAAAUAAAUUUUAUACAUUUCAGAAUCGCAGCUAAAAUAAAAGAUAAAUUGAAGAGUCGACUUUAACAAACCAAUGAUUCUGUUCUGGUGCCAAGUGUCUGCUUUGUGUUGUUAUCGAUGUUGCCUUUUGAUGAACUCGUUUCUAUUCAUUUAAAUUAUUGUUGAGCCUUCAGAUUGUUGCUGUGACAGAAACAGUUGGACGGAGGUCUGUUUUCCUCUGUCACCUGACAGGUCACCUGACAGGUCACCUGACAGGUCACCUGACAGGUCGACAGGUCACCUGACAGGUCCCCUGACAGGUCACCUGACAGGUCACCUGACAGGUCACCUGACAGGUCACCUGACAGGUCGACAGGUCACCUGACAGGUCACCUGACCACCCUGUCAAACAGAUAAACCACAGUGAGAACUUCUGUUUUACUUUGAUUAUCAGAAUUUCAAAAUAAAACAUCUUA